Messenger RNA from Suillus discolor, 168 nucleotides. RefSeq lists its product as uncharacterized. NCBI's taxonomy places the organism in Eukaryota, Fungi, Basidiomycota, Agaricomycetes, Boletales, Suillaceae. The transcript has 2 exons. The record is from RefSeq and is a predicted model, not a curated record. Bases 1 to 168 code for a protein of 55 amino acids.
AUGAAUGACAGGCGAUCAUCUAGUGCGCACGUUCAAAGUUCACGUAGAAUAGCCAAAUUAAAAAACCCCUACCUCGAUCUGGCUGCGGAGGAGGAGGAGGAGGAGGAGGAGGAGGAGGAGGAGGAUGAUGAUGACAACUGUGACCACAACGGUCCCUCUGAGCCCUGA